This is a messenger RNA of Acanthosepion pharaonis, 537 nucleotides long. NCBI's taxonomy places the organism in Eukaryota, Metazoa, Mollusca, Cephalopoda, Sepiida, Sepiidae. The record is from the annotation of a GenBank genome assembly.
AUGCUCAGACGCUGCAAGCUUAAUAGUAAGGUCAGUUGGGCACCGUCUGUUUCCUACCUCCCAUGCUUUCUUUCUUUUCUUUCUUUCUUUCCUUCCUUUUUCUUUCCUUCCUUAUUUCCGUUCUUUCUUUCUUUCUUUCCUUCCUUCCUUCCUUCCCUCACUCCUUUCUUGCUUCCUUCAUUCCUCUUUUGCCUUUCCUGUCCUUUCUUUUCCUCGCCUUCCUUCCUCCCUACCUUCCUUCCUAUCUGUUCAUAUCCAUCUGAAUCUGUUUAUAUCUAUCUAUCUAUCUAUCUAUCUAUCUAUCUAUCAUUUUUUUCCAAUUGUCAUUUGAUACCUAUCUAUCUAUCUAUCUAUCUAUCUAUCUAUCUAUGUAUCUAUCUUUUUGUACUUUUUAACAAUGUUAGGAGCGAUGACGGCAGACAGGCUGGCACCAUUGACCGAUUUCACUUGUGCAAUGAAAACUCUCAACCGGAAAUUAUUUUCCACAAAGGUUCAUUGAUUGCUCCAAAUGUCCGACGAACGACAAUUUACUAUUGA